AUGGGUUCUAGAAAAGCUUCUUUGCUUCUAUGCAUUCUAUUUUUUCUCCAUCUCCAGCACUACUUUUUCCAAGCCAUCUCACGACCUACUCCAAGUUUAGCCUCCCCUGAUCCAAGCCAUGGCAAUCUCCCGGUCCAGUCAGUUGAGUUGAAACAUGACGGUGAUGCUUUUUCGGACAAGACAGAGGAAUUAGCUGUCGUUGUUAAGAUGGGUGUCGGUGGUGGAGGUGGACACAGUUUCGGCGGAGGUGGACGCAGUUUCGGUGGGGGAGGACGUAGUUACGGUGGCGGUGGAAGUGGAGAGAGAUCUAUGGGAGGAGGAGGAGGAGGAGUAAGAGGAGUAGGUGGUGGAGGAGGAGGUGGUCAUCGUUCAAGCGGCGACCGGAAAAGUGCUAGCGUUUGGCUAAGUUUAUCCACUUUACUUGGCUUGGUUUUGUAUUUUUAG
Molecule: messenger RNA, 444 nt
Organism: Eruca vesicaria subsp. sativa (arugula)
Lineage: Eukaryota; Viridiplantae; Streptophyta; Magnoliopsida; Brassicales; Brassicaceae
Source: the annotation of a GenBank genome assembly